GCAAGCAGUAGGCCCCGGCGCGGCUGUGCGGGAGAGGCGCUGAGGACGGCGGGUGCGCCCCAGGAGCUGUGUUGUUUUAAAAAUCCCUCCCAGGAUGUUUGCAAAAGCAGCAAAGAACUUUGUAAGAGAGGUUGACUGUGGAGGAGACUUGAUCCCUGCACCUUGCCUGAGUAACCUGGAUAAAUUGCAGUUCCUGGGCUUAGUGACGAAGAGGAAGAAGACCUGGUGCUGGCAGAAGCCAAAGUACCAUCUCUUGUCACUCUCGCUGAAUGAUGUGCUUGCAAAAGAUGAACCCAUAAAACCAGUUGUGGUGGAAUCUGAUUUUGUGAAGUAUGAGGGAAAGUUUGAAGACUAUGUCAAAGGAAGCAUCGAAACUUCAUUCGGGAAGGUUAAUUUAGGAGCCAGUGGAAGAGGCAUUGUGGAAAGCCAGUCUUCUUUUGGAAAUCUAAAAAAGCAAGAAAUUGACUUGCAGAAGCUUAUGAAAGAUGUCGAGGGAAGGACAAUAAAUCUACAAAAUGUGUUGCUGCAACAAAUGCUGGAAAGAAAGCAUGAAGCUCUUUGUAUCCUGACUGCAAGAAUAGUCACAACUCAGAAGUGUUUAAUAUCUGAACACAUUCAGACUGAUGAGAGAAUAGCAGGCAUGGUGGGAAUCCAUACCAAGAUUAUAAAGGUAUCUGUGAGCGAAGAUGGGAAUGUGAUGAAGGAUUCAAAUGUGGUCUUAGAGAUCCCUGCUCCCACAGCCAUUGCUUAUGGUGUAAUAGAACUAUAUAUAAAGCGUGAUGGACAAUUUGAAUUUUGCCUGCUUCACGAGCAACAGGGCGGUUUUGAAAGAGAGAGCACGGAGAGGCCAUCUUACCACUCUUUGAUCUUCAGCGAUGCUCUCUUGCCCCACAUUCUGGAUGCUGUGGAUAACGCAAAGCAACUUGGCCCCGAGAGCCCCAUCCCCAGUUUUGCUCCACUGAGCAUUUUGAGCAAAGAUAUCCUCCAUCUCAAGACCCAGUUUCAGUCAUUUGUGAAGCUGUCAGUUGGAGAGAGGGAAGCUUUAUACAAAAUACUCCGCGAGCUUCUACUUGAAGAAGAAAUGGUGGCUCAGCUGGAGGAUGUGCUGGACACUAUAUGUUCUGAAGGCAGCCCAGGACUCCAAGGAAUGGAGGAUUUAAAGCCAACAGAGGACCGAAAUAUAGAGGAGUUCUUGCAUCUUUUAGGAGUCAGUGUACAGAGCAAGCAGUUGAUGCAGAAGGGUCCAGUUCCUAAUAAGGAGCUCCUCUUAGCUGCACACAUCCUCCUCAGUGCUGUGGCAGAACUGUCAGAUUAUGCACUUGUCCUGCUGCGUGCCUGCUGUGAACUCCAAGUUAUACCUGCUCUGUGCUGCUUGCCUAAUACAACCUCAAUGGACGGCACGUUGACUCUUACAGAUCCACUGCUUGCUCCACUUGCUGACCCAGGAAAAUUUUGGAUAGUGCAAAGGCUGUUUGCUUUAUCAAACAUUAACCUUGAAAUGACAGAGUCUUCUAUACGAGUUCUAACCAUGAAGCAGCCCAGAUUUUCUCCAAUCAUUCUCUAUAUAGCAUUGUAUGGACUUUGGGUAUUACAUGGUAAAACAGUUUAGGUUUGAAGGAACAGCUUGGAUGCUUUACUAGCAGAACCAGCCACUUUAUUUAAUACCUGUCUUUAUAAUAGGGUUGAAUCUGACAUAUAAGCAUCAGUGAAACUGGAACAUUAGCUAAUAGGCUGUAGCUGUAACAAGGGUGCAUAGCAAGAGUUGAAAUUGCUUGCUGAAACAAGCAUAUCUCAAGAAGCCAUGAAAGGAUACUUCUUCAGCAGUAUAUGUAGAUAAUGGCAUACAUGUACACGUGCAGAUAUAUGCCUUUUUACUGUCCUCACACAUUACUGAUUCCUUUCAGCCAACCUCAUUUACUCCUUCUGUAGAGGGCCUUCCUUUGCUUCCUUUAACUAGUAUGUGUAGGUCCUAUGGCUGGUCACCUCAUACAUGUGUUGGACUACAGCUCACAUCAGCUACUGUCUUCCAUUUUUUCUUCUUUAUUGAGAACUUUGCAAAGCAGAAUUUCCAUAUUUACUGAGCAUAUGCAUUCUGGAGGCAUCGGUGCUAUUAUUACAAAGUUUGACACCCGUUAACUGGUAUCCUGUGGCCUCUGGGCAUUGUUGGUGGGGUCACAGGAUUAUUCAAAGGGACUUCCUGUCACGUGGAAGUUCAAAUACCCAGCCCUAGCCCCACAUGGGUGGUGCAGAAAGAGCUGUGCUGGCUGCCCUCUAGUUGCCAGUGCAUCCUGGAGGGAAGAAAAGCUGGCAUGACCCCCAUCAGCAUCCCAGCCUCCUUCCCUCCCCCUAAUGCUUUAUCUGGACAACUGAAAUAACCAUAGAAAUUAGGGUGCAAGAUGCGGCAGCAGCAGAGAUAGCCAUCACAAGUGCUAUGUUUGGGGCAUAGGAUGCAUGUAAGCCUCUGAUUUUGGAGAGUUGUAUGUAACAAGGCUGGAGCUGUUAAGACUGUGACCUAAAUAGGCAUAUCUAUUCCAUUUAUGGUAGCUUAGGGUGGAGAACAUGUGGCAAUCACUGAAGCUCAUGAAUGGAAUCAGCAGAAUUCCACAAGCAUUAAAUGAGGGGUGCAAUAGAGUAACUUUCUCUGGUUCACCUUGCAGGCCACUUGUCUUGCUGUUCCUGAGGUUGAGGGGUGUCUCUCCUAGAGCCUGGUUCCUCCACAAAUAGGGGAGCCUUUUCAUUUCUGGAAUGCAAAGUCUGGCUCUAAUCAAGCACAAAUAAUUGCUUUUAUACUCGGGCCAAAGAAUAUUUUAUACACUGUGUCUAUUCAGCAUGUUACUGGUUUAAUCUUUUUGUUUAGAAUUGCUUUUUUAUCACUUAAAUGAUGCCCAUUUUCACUGUUAGGCCUUCUUGGCAGCAAUAAACUUUACAAAUGUUUCAUAUUUAAAGUAA
Molecule: messenger RNA, 2949 nt
Organism: Varanus komodoensis (Komodo dragon)
Lineage: Eukaryota; Metazoa; Chordata; Lepidosauria; Squamata; Varanidae
Gene: GSDME
Product: gasdermin E
Exons: 10
Coding region: 95-1609 (504 amino acids)
Biological process (GO): programmed cell death
Cellular component (GO): cytoplasm
Source: RefSeq, a predicted model, not a curated record